Messenger RNA from Condylostylus longicornis, 2998 nucleotides. It is a transcript of the gene TBPH, whose product is annotated as TAR DNA-binding protein 43. Gene Ontology annotation, biological process: regulation of gene expression. NCBI's taxonomy places the organism in Eukaryota, Metazoa, Arthropoda, Insecta, Diptera, Dolichopodidae. Bases 630 to 2186 code for a protein of 518 amino acids. The transcript has 9 exons. Gene Ontology annotation, cellular component: nucleoplasm. Gene Ontology annotation, molecular function: RNA binding. The record is from RefSeq and is a predicted model, not a curated record.
UUUUGUGUGGUUAAGUGCAUAAUAAUUGAAUGAGGAGAUAUAGAAUUUUUUUAUUAAAGUUAAUAUAAAUUUUUUGACUGUUUUAAUAUCGGAUGUUGUGAUUGCAUUAUAUAAUAUCAUCAAAGUUAUAUAAGUUAAAAAGAAAAUAAAUUUCGUUUACUUGGAAUAGAAAGCGACAAGCGUCAAAUUUGCAAAUUAUUGUGCACGAAAGAAUAAUCCAAAUCCAAAAAGGUUUUUUUUACAAAUUAAAAUUUCGUCAAUGGAGGCUAUAAAGAAAAAAUUGUAUGACAGAGGAUUUGUUGAAAUUGAAUUGAAUUAAAAGUGUGUGGAUUUUUAUAUUAACUAUUAAACAAAAAAAAAAAAACAAAUAAUACUAUAACUAUCUUUUAAAAGGAACUAUAAAAAUUUUUUAAUAAUUGAGUGUGUUGAACAUUUGAACUUGAAAUUUUUGUUUACAGUGUUAAGGUGUUAAUAUUUUGAGUGCAAGAGAGCGAGAGUUAUUAUUCCACUAGUUCAACAAAAACAAGAUUUAAAAAUUUUAAGGGCGAAAGUUCAAUAUCUUAGUUUUGACAAUUACUUCGCCAAAUUAAAUUGACUUUUUAAGGCACGAAGAUUAGUUAAAUCAAAUCAUGUCUGUUGAUUAUAUUCAAGUUAUUGAAGAAGAAGGUGAGGAUCCGAUAGAAUUACCUAGUGAAGAGGAUGGAACUUUAUUGCUUUCAACUUUACAAGCUCAAUUUCCUGGUGCGUGUGGACUCAAAUAUAAUAACGCAGAAACAAAAGCAACACGUGGUAUUCGCCUAAAUGAGGGUCGUUUUUAUGCUCCGUCUGGAGAGGGUUGGGGAACUAUAUCUUAUAUCUGUGUUUUUCCAAAAGAAAAUAAACGUAAAAGCGAUGAUAAUUUGGAGAAUUCAACAGCUAAAACAAAACGUAUUGAGACUCGUUUGCGAUGUACUGAUUUGAUUGUUUUGGGUCUACCAUGGAAGACAACAGAACAAAGUUUGCGUGAACAUUUUGAAGAAUUUGGUGAGGUAUUGAUGGCACAGAUAAAAAAAGAUGUUAAGUCUGGCCAGUCCAAAGGUUUUGGUUUCAUAAGAUUUGGAUCAUAUGAAGCACAAAUGCGUGUAUUAGCAACCAGACAUUUAAUUGAUGGUCGUUGGUGUGAAGUGAAAGUUCCAAACUCAAAGGGUAUGGCACAUCAGGUGCCAUGUAAAGUAUUUGUUGGACGUUGCACAGAAGAUUUGUCUGCUGAAGAUUUACGUGAAUAUUUCUCUAAAUUUGGUGAAGUUACAGAUGUUUUUAUACCGAAACCAUUUCGUGCAUUUAGUUUUGUCACUUUCUUAGAUCCCGAAGUGGCUCAAUCAUUAUGUGGGGAGGAUCAUAUAGUAAAAGGUGUUUCAGUUCAUGUUUCAAAUGCUGCUCCCAAAACAGAUCAAAACAGAAACAAUAAUCAUAAUAAUUAUAAUGGGUUUAAUAAUUCAAUGAUGUCUUAUCGUGGUGGAGGUGGUGGAAACAUGGGCGGAAACAGCUAUGGCGGAGGUAGAAGCGGCGGAAGCAAUAAUAUGGGAAGCAGUAGUAUGAGUGGCUACAACAACAUGGAUGAUCGGAUAUUACCGAAUUCAAUGAAUAGAGGGGGAAGUGGUGGUAACAGUGACAUGUCAUAUCGUGGCAGUAAUUCUGGAAGUGGAUCUGGUGGUGGAAAUUACAUGCAAAAUCCACCACUAAAUAAUAGUGCUUGGAGUAACCAUAAUCGCGGAAAUUUAGACAUGCCCAACUUGCAAGCAUUAGGGAUCAAUCCUGGUGGGCAAAAUCCAUCAAAUCAACCAAAUAACAUGAAUAAUCCAUUAGGUGUUGGAUUAAAUUUAAAUACAUUACCAAUGAAUCCGGCCAUUGUCGCGGCAGCCUUAAGUCAGUGGGGGGUGAUUGGAAAUUUACAAAACCAAAAUCAAGAUCCAGCUAGCAAAACAUUUGGAAACAAUAGCAGUGGUGGCCCAAAUAAUUCAAAUAAUUCCCAGAACACACCUCAAAAUGGGGGUUUUUUGUCUUGGAUGAAUCAAAACGGUAAUAAUAAUUCGAGCGGCAGUUCCAAUACUGGAGCUGGGGAUGGCCCCCAAGGAAAUAAUCAGCCAUGGUCCAGACAGUCUAAUGGACCCCCAUCACAAAAUGAAUCAAAACCAAAUUUUUUAUAAGCAAUAUUAUUAGAAAAAAACAAGUUUAGAAAUUCGUGUUGUGAAAAAUUAUUAAAUGUGUAUGUUUUAAAUGAUUUCUCGAUUUCUUUUUUGGGCUUUUAAAAUGAUCUUGUUAGAUUAUCACAAAAAACCGGACAAGCUACCCUCACCAUAAUAUAUAGACGAUAUUAUUCUCCACAUUUUUUAGAAUUUUUAUUCAUUUGCAAUUUUUGUAUAAAUAUAAUAUAAAUAUAAGUCCAUCAAUAAUUAAUUAUACUCUUAGUUGAACGCAUCACUUCUUUUUUUUGUGUUAAAUUUUUUUAGGAAAAAAAAAUAUUGAAAUUAUUUAUUGAAUUGUUUUAUAAAGAAAUAAAAACUUAGAAGUAUUUAAGAUUUUUAAAAUCUGUUAUAACUAACAGAGAAUAAAGCUUGAAAUAUUUAACAUAUUGUUUUAUGUAAGACUAAUUGUGAAAGUUGUUGUUUGAACUUUACGAUAUGAAAUGAGUUUAGAAAUCGAUUUAAUUGAAAAAAGAAAAAAAUAUAGAAGUGUGUCAGAUAUAAAAUGAAUUUCAAAAAAAAAUAAUAUGGAGUUUUUCAAUGCUUUAUUAUAUGUAAAUGGCUUAAGCAAAUUUUUAUGUAUUUUAGUUUAAAGUGUAUAUUAUUUCAAAAUUAAUUUGUUUAGCUUUUAAUCAUCUGAGCGAAUCUUGCAGUUUGUUUUGUUACACAUAUAUUAUCUUUAGAGAAACUGAAGAAAAUUUUGUAUUAGUUUUUGAAUUGUGAAGUUUUUUUUAACUUUUGAUCAUUUUAUUCACGAAUAAAUAUUGUAAUCUGAA